This is a messenger RNA of Pseudomassariella vexata, 2108 nucleotides long. RefSeq names its product acyl-CoA dehydrogenase/oxidase. Gene Ontology annotation, molecular function: acyl-CoA dehydrogenase activity; flavin adenine dinucleotide binding. Bases 406 to 1734 code for a protein of 442 amino acids. The transcript has 4 exons. The record is from RefSeq and is a predicted model, not a curated record. NCBI's taxonomy places the organism in Eukaryota, Fungi, Ascomycota, Sordariomycetes, Amphisphaeriales, Pseudomassariaceae.
UAAUGCCUAAGAGGACCAAUAGUAUUCAGUCACUUACAUACCCAGAAGCUCUUUGACCACUGGUAAUAACUGGAACCUCAUGGUUUCGGAUAAAAUGGACUCUUGCCUCGGUAGAUCUGCAAAAUGGAGCAUCAACUCGAACUACCUCCAAAUAUCAUACCCACACCCCGGAUUCUUCCCCCCGGUCUUUGUCCCACAGAACCCAGGCUGCUAUGCACAUACCUCGGUAGCUUCCCCGCAUAACCACACUUGCGAGCACAGCUCCUUCCGGAUGUUUUACGCGUCUAGCCUCGGUGUAAUAAUAAGAAAUUGUAAAAUAGGAUCAGGAUUGCUCGUUCUUUGCCACCGUACUUACCGACCCUUCCAGUAUAUCACGACUUACAACUUACAGUGAUCCGGCCAAAAAUGACCGCCAAGCCCACAGUACCCUUCUCGGAGCCGGGGUGGCUCACCGGCCUCCCGAGCCCCAUCUUCGCCGACUCGCACCGGCGUUGGCAAGCCGCCAUCCGCCCCUUCAUCGACACUCACCUCCACCAGCACGCCAUCACCUGGGAAAAAGCCGAGACAUUGCCCCCGCACGUCUUCUCCGACUUCGCGGCCGCGAACAUGUUAAUUCCCGCCCUGCCGGCACCCCUCCCCGUGACCUGGCUCAAGCGUCUCGGUAUCCACACGCUGCUCGGCGGCCUGAAGGUCGAGGACUUUGAUUCUUUGCACGGGGUCAUCUUCGCGGAUGAGAUGGCGCGGAGUGGGCUGGCGGGGCCGCCGGGGAGUCUAACGACGGGGAUGGCGUUUGGGGUGCCACCGAUUGUGAAGUUUGGGAGCGAGGUGUUGCAGGAACGGGUUUUACCGGCGCUGUUGAAAGGCGAGAAGAGGAGUUGUAUUGCGAUUACGGAGCCGGAUGCGGGGAGUGAUGUCGCGGGGAUUACGACGACGGCGGUUCGGAGUGGGUGUGGGGGGUUUUGGAUUGUUAAUGGGACGAAGAAAUGGAUCACCAACGGCAUCUGGACCGACUACGCCACCAUGGCUGUUCGCACCGGGCCCCCAGACUCCGGAGCAGCCGGUCUCUCGCUCCUUGUCGUCCCGCUCAUGCAUCAACCCGGCGUCACCAUGCGCCGCCUCAAAGUAGCGGGGCAAGUUUCUGCAGGAACAACGUACAUCGAGCUCGAUGACGUCAAAGUGCCUCUCGAGAACCUCAUCGGCGAGGAAGGGAUGGGCAUGCGGUACAUCAUGACGAAUUUCAACCACGAGCGGCUCUUCAUCGCGGUAGGUGUCACGCGGCAGGCCCGUGUUGCCCUGGCCGCGGCCUUUGAAUAUGUGCUGAAGCGGGAGGCGUUUGGGAAGCCGCUUGUAGAGCAGCCGGUGGUGAGGCAUCGGUUGGCGAGGGCCGGGGCGUUGCUCGAGGGCCAGUCGGCAUGGGUUGAGCAGUUUGGCUUCUUGAUGACAAGGAUGGAGAAGAGCGAGGCGGAUCGGGAAUUGGGUGGGAUGACGGGCUUGUUGAAGGCGCAGGCGGGAAUUGUGUUGAAGGAGUGUGCUGACACGGCGGUUUUGUUGUUUGGGGGGAAUGGGUAUACGAGGAGUGGGCAGGGGGAGCUGGUUGAAAUGCUACACCGCGAGGUUCCUGGCGCCAGGAUACCUGGCGGCUCUGAAGACGUGAUGAUGGAUCUGGCGGUGCGUCAGCUUGUCAAAUUGUACAAGGCUAAAACGAAGGCUCUCGAGGCUAGCUCGAAGCUUUGAAAAAUUGCGGAAGAGUCACGACGCAUGACAACUAAUGAGUCUGGAAUAUGCCGAGUUCAAUAGUCUGCAUCAUUCCAGGGAUGCGGUUAGUUUAGUUGGGGUAAUCGUUCAAGCGAAGCCAAUCCGUGACCGCAUGGUACUUCUAAGUAAACGUGGCAUGCCUUAUUCGACUGAUGCAUUUUAGUUCUAGCUAUGGUCUUGACACUAAGACUUCAACAAGAGCCGAAAGGUCGAUUUCGAUGGAAACGUUCCUCUGCCGAUAUAGUGUUGCCCUAAGACUUUCAGAGCCAAAAGUAUCAUAUGGAAUGAUUUCACAGAAAGCCAUAAGAGAUUGGGCUGCGAACAGGCGCGUGACUCUACCACCAGCCGCAGAG